Messenger RNA from Fundulus heteroclitus (mummichog), 1673 nucleotides. Its product is annotated as B-cell linker protein. Bases 120 to 1202 code for a protein of 360 amino acids. NCBI's taxonomy places the organism in Eukaryota, Metazoa, Chordata, Actinopteri, Cyprinodontiformes, Fundulidae. The record is from RefSeq and is a predicted model, not a curated record. Gene Ontology annotation, biological process: intracellular signal transduction; cell surface receptor protein tyrosine kinase signaling pathway. The transcript has 20 exons.
AGGAGGGAGCUGUAGCUGUAGGUGAGGCUCUCCGCUUGUCUGUCUGUCCGCCAACAGGGACUGAAACAAAGAGGUUUCCUCAUGACUUCAGCUGUGAGACUCGAGCCUACAUCUUAACCAUGAGCUUCCUUGGAAAAUUCAAGAACCGCGGUGGACCUCCGGCCCCUCCGAGAAGGACACACACAGAUAAUAACGCAGCGUUUGAAUGGCCCGCGGAUGAAUUUGAUGAUGAGGAGGGGGACAUGUACGAAGUUCCUCCCUGUGAGCGUCAGCCUGUUAAGGUCCCACAGACACAAGUGCAGGAAAACAUUUACUUGGAGAGAACAUCUCGCCCUGAGGUUUACCCCCCACCAAGGCCGUCCAAACUCUCGGCGCCACAGAACACAGGAAAACCUCCUGAAAUAGACAGAAAUGACAAACCUGGAAGGAGGAAGAUCCCUGAUCCUCCAGCCCGCCAUGUUCCCGCUCCGGUUCCUCUGCCUGAAGAAGAUGUGUAUCUGGAUCCAAAUGUAGAAGAGGAAGACUCUGAUGAUGUGUAUUUAGAGCCAGAAGCAUCCUGCCCCCCUGCCCCAACCAGAGGGCUUCCAUCAGCAAAGCCUCCUCCUCCAAAACCCAUGGCGAAACCACCAGUUCCAAGAGCUGUGACCCAACCAUCGUUUUCUGCUAUUCAUGAGCUGAAGACAACUGAAGACAGACGCGCCAGCUUUCCUGGACAGACAACACUACGGACCCACGCUUCAAACCCUUGUUUGCCUCCGGACAUGAAGGAACAUAAACCCACCAUGCCUUCUAUUUCUCCGAUGGGAGACUAUAAACCAGGAGGUGGCGGUAGGAUGUCUAAACUAUCUGGGAACGAGGAUAAAGAGUGGUUUGCUGGAGACUGCAGCAGACAGAUAGCUGAGGGUCUCUUAAAGAGAGUCAGAAAGGACGGCGCCUUCCUCAUUCGAUACAGCUCAGACAAACGCCCCCACCAGCCGUACACCCUCGCCGUCCUCUACCAGCAGAAGGUGUAUAACAUCCCCAUCCGUUUUCUGGAAGACUCACAGGGAUAUGCCCUCGGGAAGGAGGGUAAGAAGAAUGAAGAGGUGUUCAGCAGUCUGGAUGAGAUGAUUUCUUACCACAAGAAUAACCAAAUACUUCUGAUUGACAGCAAGAGUCAGGCCAAGCACACAGCAAACCUAACACAGCCUGUACGAUAUUAAAACUACACUCACUUUGUUGUUGUUGUUGUUGUUGUUGUUCGAUUGUGUAAUUAAAAGGCAGAAACUGAAACUUUAUUUUAUGGAAAAACACAAGCUUACCUGUCAUUGUAAAACAAAAUAAAACAAUUUGCAUUAAUACAUUGAGGUUCUAUGAGAGAAAAUGUUAACUUUGAUGAAAAAUGUGUUUUUUUCCCUGUUUUAUCACUAUGACUUCUGCACAUAAAAGCUGUAAAUGUGUGUUUAUCAAGCAUCAUGACUCCAAACAAGCACUCAUUAAGCCACAAUCACCCAGAUUGCCAUUAUCCCUCUUCUGUUCAUUUACAUACAUUUGUUUACUUGACUGCAUAAAACAUCUAUGCAAAUCAGCCAUCCUCCCAUAAGUUCACUUCAAAGUUUUUGAGUUGAAAUGUUUUCAACGUUUUGGUGUAAUACUACAUGUUGAAUGUUUUGUAAUACAGAACUUUUACCUUG